Molecule: messenger RNA, 1218 nt
Organism: Cajanus cajan (pigeon pea)
Lineage: Eukaryota; Viridiplantae; Streptophyta; Magnoliopsida; Fabales; Fabaceae
Source: RefSeq, a predicted model, not a curated record
UCAUUCUUUAUUACGUACUCCAUUAUGCAUGCCAAAUAUUCCAACCUAUUUGGCAAAAUAGAAAAAGAGAAAUUGUAAAUUGAGCAUGAUUUGUUAAAAUCGAUACAAGUAGGUGGCGGAAUGCAGUUUAAGGCUCUAACACAUUACCAAGAUAGGCACCAACAUUAUUCCAACCUGUCAAGUUGUUAAUCCUUACCCUAAGUAAGGAGGAAAAGAACAUGUUAGUUAGUUAAGUUGGUUUCUAAAUUUAGGUGACAAACUGUUGAUUAGGUUCCAUCCUCAAAAAUCCUCCAUUCAAUUCAUCCCAUAACUUCCUUUCCCUACAUUGCAGACAAAAUAUUGGUUCUCUCUCUGCAAUGGGGAUAGGCAAUUCCAAGUUAAAUGCAGCUGAGGGAGAGGUGGUGCCCCCCAAGAUUCGCCCCAUGCUUGUAUUCAAAUAUGAGGACUUCAAGAAACGUACCAACGCUGAAACCAACCUCUCCAAGAAGAAGCUCUUGAAGGAAGCUACAGAAGAGGAUGACAAUUCUUUAGAGAUUCAACCAUCCGAAGAGGAAAAAGUGUCCAGAGUGGUUCCUAUGGCCAAUUCUGAAUGUCCAAUUUUGAAGGACAACCACCCUUUAGACCAACAUAACAUGAACCAUGCAGUUCUGUCGGCUGAGGCUAUGGAAGAUGCAAAAGGUGAUGAUCAUGAUGACAACGACCACAACGAUAAUAAUGAUGAUGGAAGGAAUAUUUGUCCUGGAUCGCCUAGUUUCAGAAUCUAUUGCAUUGACAAUGAAGAAUGUGAUAAUUAUCCAACCAAAACCGUUGUUAUGCACCAAAGGUCGCAUAGUGCAGACAGUGUUGAAAGAGUUGCAUCAACCGAGGUACUUCCGGAGGUCGAAACUGAAUCAAUAUCAACUCCAAAGAGAAAAGGAAAUAAAAAGAAAUUUGGGGCUAUGAGGACUCUACUCAAGGUUAAGUCGUGCUACCACCCAAUACGUAACUGUACUGGCAAUGAUAGAGGCCUUAUUGUUGCUGCAAAAACAGCAAAAUCAUGAAGCCACUAGCCACUAGGUGUUAGAAUCAAGACAACUUAACCUAUACUCCCUUUCUGUUUUCUUUUUCUUUGCUUUUUAGUGCAUAUUUCCAUUUCGAUUGUGCAGGUUCAAAUGUAACAAUUUGUAAAAAAUACUUUUGCAACUUUAAUCCAAACCUAUACUCAAUAGGUUAGAGUCA